This is a messenger RNA of Aplosporella prunicola CBS 121167, 810 nucleotides long. RefSeq lists its product as uncharacterized. Gene Ontology annotation, cellular component: membrane; mating projection tip. The record is from RefSeq and is a predicted model, not a curated record. Gene Ontology annotation, biological process: conjugation with cellular fusion. Bases 1 to 810 code for a protein of 269 amino acids. The transcript has 4 exons. Lineage: Eukaryota; Fungi; Ascomycota; Dothideomycetes; Botryosphaeriales; Aplosporellaceae.
AUGGCGAAUUUACGGUUCGCGGUGACCAUGCAAAGGCUGCUGCCUUUCUUGGGAUACCACCACAUUCUCAUGAUCCUUAUUGCCAUCGCGAUAAUCCUUCUCUCCCUUCUACUGGCUGGCUGCUCAAGUACCUCUCCUCUCAUUCCCGGCAUCUUCCUAAUCAGCAUGUACUACCAAUCGUACACGCCGACGUAUGAUCCAGCGCAAGUAGACCCGGGCGUCACCGCCGCCAUUUCCAACAUCGUUGGCCGCGCCGUCAUGGAAGUGCGUGUCGGCUACUUUGGAGUCUGCGUCAAUCCUAACGGUGGCUCGUUCCUGUGCUCCAACAACGCGACGGCACUUGCGGAGCAGAUCAACGUCGAUCAGGACCCGCUCAACAUUGUCUGGGUCGCCAGCACCUUCAAGGACAGCAUCAUUUUCCCGUACCUGCUGAUCGUCGCCGUCAUCCUCGCCUUCAUCACCUUCAUUCUCCUCGCCACCUUCCCGGGCUGGCACGAGGAAGAAACAGCCGAAGGCUCCGAAGUCGACGUCAAGCCCUUCCCCUCGCGUCCAGUCUCGCAGAUCGCACUCGCCUUGAUUUUUAUCUCGUCCAUCUUCGUUCUUGUGUCGGUGUUAUGGCAGCACACGGCGUCGGUAGCCGCGGCCACGAUAACGCAGGACCUGGGCAACGGCAGCAUCAAGAGCGGCGUCGGCACCGCGGCGAUGGUGCUCGGCUGGUUCGGCUUCGUGCUACUCAUAAUUGUUACGAUUGGCCUGUUGGUCAUGAUUCUCAGCAUCGUGAUGCUGGACAAACUCACGGACCGCGACUGA